This is a messenger RNA of Python bivittatus (Burmese python), 3614 nucleotides long. RefSeq names its product KRI1 homolog (gene KRI1). The record is from RefSeq and is a predicted model, not a curated record. Gene Ontology annotation, cellular component: nucleolus; 90S preribosome. Gene Ontology annotation, biological process: endonucleolytic cleavage in ITS1 to separate SSU-rRNA from 5.8S rRNA and LSU-rRNA from tricistronic rRNA transcript (SSU-rRNA, 5.8S rRNA, LSU-rRNA). NCBI's taxonomy places the organism in Eukaryota, Metazoa, Chordata, Lepidosauria, Squamata, Pythonidae.
AGGAAGUGAACCUGCUCCAGCGCGGAGGGGCUGAGUGGCGACGCGAUGCCUGCCCAGCCGGCAUUGCGGGUCAACGCGGCUUUUGCAGCGCGUUAUGGGAAGUACCGGCGUCGCGAGGAGCUGCAGCGGCUUCAGGACAAAUAUGGGGAAGAGGAGGAAGCCUCGAGUUCCGAGUCGGAGUCAAGCGAAGAGGAGGAACUUGACCCCGAACUGGAUCGUGCUUUUUAUUCCAUGUUAGGCUUAUUAAAAACAAAGGAUCCCCGAAUUUAUCAAAAGGAUAUCACCUUCUACGCUGAGGAGGAUUCUUGCUCAGCUGGUGUUCGUAAGAAGAUUUUAGCGAAGAAGAAAGAAAAGCCCAUGUUUCUUAAGGACUAUGAGAGAAGAAUUAUAGUGGAGAAGGCAGGCAAAUAUGAGGAUGAAGAGGAUGAAGAAGUAACAGUUAAAAGCCAACCAACUUAUGUAGAAGAACAGAAGGAGCUGAAGGAGAGCUUCCGAAAGUUUGUGGCAGAAAGUGAUGAAGAGGGUGAUAAUGGCAGUUCUUCAGCUCUGCUACAGAAACGGGUCAAAAGUAAGGAAGAGAAAGAACAUGAGGAAGCAGACUAUAUCAGCUGGUUGAAAGAUCAAAAGAAGCUAGAAGCAGAGAAUGACCUUCAAGAUCUGAUACCUCUGAAAAAAUACUGGAGUGAUCCAAAACUGGAUGAAGGGGAGCAGUUUCUGAGGGAUUAUAUCUUAAACCAGCGUUAUAAGGAAGGAGGCAGUGAAGAGGAGGAAGAGGAGGAGGAGUGUCAACAGGAAAGGCCACCUGGGGUCCAGCUGGCCAUUUCAGACUCAUCAGAUGAAGGCGAACUCUUCUUAAAGAAGCAAGAGGAUUUUGAGCGCAAGUACAACUUCCGCUUUGAGGAACCUGAAGCACAACAUGUAAAUACAUAUCCCCGCAUCAUUGCAACAUCUGUGCGGCGAAAGGAUGAGCACCGCAAAGAGAAGCGCCAAGAAACACGGGAGCGCAAGAGAAAAGAGAGGGAGCAGAAGCAACAGGAGCUAAAGCGCCUGAAGAACCUGAAGCGUCAGGAGAUCCUGGAACGGCUGGAGAAGCUACAUAAGAUCACUGGUAGAGCAGGUAGCAGUUUCCAAGAAGGUGAUCUGGAAGGAGACUUUGAUCCCAACCUGCAUGACCAGCUCAUGGAGAAUUUUUUUGGGGAUGAGUACUAUGGAGCUGGCGAGGAAGAGAAACCAGAGUUUGAAACUGAAGAAGGGAUUGAUGAUGAAUGGAACUGGGACAGGUGGACUGGAAGGGAUGACAAUAUGUGGCAGCAGCAGGAGAAUGACUACCAGCCACACUGUGAGGACCCUGACUUUGUGAUGGAUGCAGAUUAUGACCCCUCCCAGCAACCGACCCAUUCCAAAAAGAAAAAGAAGCUGGAGAUCCCUCUUCUAGGCAAAAAGAAGCGCAAAUCACAUUUUGCAGAGGCCAUCUCUCAUGAAAAAAAGCCCUUUGACCCUGAAACAAAGACGUUUGAGCAGUACUUGGAUGAGUUCUACCACCUGGACUACGAGGAUCUGAUAGGAGACCUUCCCUGUCGUUUCAAGUACCGCACAGUUGUCCCCUGCAGCUAUGGACUCUCAACUGAAGAGAUUUUGGCAGCUGAUGAUAAGGAGCUGAACCGCUGGUGUUCUCUACGGAAGACUUGCAUGUACAGGUCAGAAAAAGAAGAGUUGCAGGACAAGGCAGUUUAUCAGAAGAAAGGUGAAGAUUCUUGGAAGAAGAAACAGAUUUUCAAAUCCCUUGAAGCAGGGAUGGAAGAAGAAAAAGAUGGAAAGCAACCUCAGCCCAAGAAAAGAAGAAAGAGCAGGGAGACCAAGUGUUUUGAGCACUCUUCAGAAGAAACACAACUGGUUAGUCCUGGUUGUGAGGAGGAAGGACUUUUGCUUCCCAGGACCACAGAAGAUUCUGUCACAGGAAAAGAAUUUGAAGCUUCUGCCUCAAAUGGCUCUUGUGCUGUCUCCCCCACAGUCCAGAGAUCAAAAAAGAGAGGCAGAAAGGGGUUGGUACUGGGCACCAAGAUUCGGAUGAGGGGCUCAGAGUUCAGUCACCAACGCCUCCAAGCCUAUGGUCUCAAUCCCAAGCGCCUGCACUACCGCCAGCUGCUUCGUCAGAAGAGGCAGAAGAAGCAAUAGGGGGGCCCAGCCAGAUUUGUCAGGUCAGGGGACCAAACGGUCUCAUCUAUUUUGAUUUCAGACUCAGCUACUCAUCUGCCUCCUUUCCUUGGAGUGGAAUCUACAGCUGGUUAAAAGCAGUACUUUCUAGGUGGGCUCUAAACUCUGCCCCUUUGAUUCUUGUGAAAUAAUGAAUGAAUCAAGUUGAUUGUCUUUUGUUUACUGCCUUUGUGUUUUGUACUAACUUAAUAGCCUUACCUAAUAAGCCUUCAAGUCUAAAUCCAUCGCAGUAGUUAAUCCUGUUACUCCUUUUUAUCUCUUCCAUUUGCAUAGUACAAGGGCUGCGGACCUAUGCUUGCAAAGUACCUUACUUGUGACUGUGAUUUAAUAUUAAAAAACAUCGACUUGGGAGUGUUGCAAAAUGAAAAUUGACCUCCAUUGACCACCAUCUUUAUUGCCCUAAAUAUCUUUGGGCUCUAUGAGAUAAUAUUUAGAGAGUAAAGAUGGUAGCUAGCCAUCAGAAUCAUCACAAUGUAGUUUCAUGUUCUGAUUACAUUGAAUCAUGUGUUGGAAGGGUCAUGUAGGCUUUCACGUCCAACCCCCUGCUCAGUGCAGGAACUCAAAUGAAAAUAUCCCAGAUGGUUGUCCAGCCUCCUUUCGAAAAAUACCCAGUGGAAGGGAGCCUACCACCUCUCUGUAUAACUGGUUCCAUUGUUUCAAACCUUACUAAAAAGGAAACAAAACUCUGUAGAAUAAAGUGUGUUGUCUGAGUGACACAAGGAUGCCCCAAGCCCAAAGAGGCUGUAGCCCUCAUGUCAGCACAUGUCCAGGCAUUUAUAGUUUUUGCUUCUCUAGCAGAUUAUUUAAAUAUAUUCUGAGCACACAGGGAACUGGCAAAGCUGCCUGACUGCUACAUCAGGAAUGUAGCACAUGUGUUGAAUAAUAACAAAAUGGUCUGGUCUAUGUAGACAAUAGCACCAAUUACUGGCUAAAUCUAAAUCACUCUUGAUUUAUGUCACUGAGAUCGUGGGUGAAACAGGGAGAGGACAAGGACACAAGUCUGCCAACAAAUUGUGAAUUAAGCAAAUAAGUGUAUCUGGAGAGAUUAAGAAAAGCAUCACAGAGGAAGAGUUGCUGCUAUGGAGAACUGCCUUCUACAGAUUCCAUGGUAACAUGGCACAAAAAUGCUUUCAUACUUACUGUAGGAAAUAUUACAGUGGGAAGUGUAGAGAGAAGCAAAAGUAGUGAGUAACCAAUUCCAAACCUUAAUAUCAAAAACAUUGCAUUUGAUUCCACUGUGGAUAGAUAUGAUGGUACCAUUUUACAGGUACAGUGGAGGCAUAGCUAGCAGUCAUCCCAGUGACCCAGAAUUCAAACGUGUCGAUACUUCUUUCUUGCUUCUUCAAAGUCUAACUUUCAAUUCCAUAGAGUAUCACAGGGAAUACCAUGGCUUGGACAAU